Boleophthalmus pectinirostris (great blue-spotted mudskipper) is the source of this 2139-nucleotide messenger RNA. It is a transcript of the gene jupb, whose product is annotated as junction plakoglobin b. Gene Ontology annotation, biological process: cell adhesion; positive regulation of transcription by RNA polymerase II. Bases 1 to 2139 code for a protein of 712 amino acids. The transcript has 15 exons. Gene Ontology annotation, cellular component: catenin complex; adherens junction. NCBI's taxonomy places the organism in Eukaryota, Metazoa, Chordata, Actinopteri, Gobiiformes, Gobiidae. The record is from RefSeq and is a predicted model, not a curated record. Gene Ontology annotation, molecular function: transcription coactivator activity; cadherin binding; alpha-catenin binding.
AUGAUGUCCAUGUCCAUGGUGGGCACAGACAGCGUGGCCAAAGUGACCGAGUGGCAGCAGACGUACUACACCUCAGACUCAGGCAUUCAGUCAGGGGCCACCACGCUCCAGGAUGAGGAGAGUAGCCAGCCUCAGCCCACAAGCACCUCAGCCGGGUCAGCCUGCUCCAACCCUCAGCUCUCACUGACCCGAGCACAGAGGGUCAGAGCGGCCAUGUUUCCAGAGACGCUGGUGCCCGGAGAGGGAGUCCCAGAGGGGCCCCAGAGCCACGUGCAGCGCCUGGCCGAGCCCUCACAGCUGCUGAAGAAUGCCAUCGUGCACCUGAUCCACUACCAGGACGACGCAGAGCUAGCCACCCGCGCAGUGCCCGAGCUCACCAAACUGUUGUCGGACGAUGACCCGGUGGUGGUGAACAAAGCUGCCCUGAUAGUGAACCAGCUGACCCGAAAGGAGGCGAGCCGGCGCGUCCUGGUGCAGUCUCCUGUCCUGAUGGAGGCGCUGGUGCAGGCCAUGACAGCAGCAGUGGAUGUGGAGAUGGCCCGGUGCGCCUGCAGUGUGCUCCACAGUCUGUCCCACCAGAGAGAAGGACUGGAGGUCAUCUUCAAAUCAGGAGGCAUCCCCGCUCUGGUCCACAUGCUCAGCUCGCCAGUUGAAUCAGUGUUAUUCUACGCCAUCACCACACUCCACAACCUCCUUUUGCAUCAGGAGGGAUCCAAGAUGGCGGUGCGGCUAGCCGAUGGUCUGCAGAGAAUGGUGCCGCUUCUGAAAAAGAACAACCCGAAGUUUCUGGCCAUCACUACAGACUGUUUGCAACUGCUGUCCUACGCCAACCAGGAGAGCAAGCUCAUCAUCCUGGCCAACGGAGGCCCCGAGACCCUGGUGUUCAUCAUGAGAAACUACAACUACGAGAAGCUGCUGUGGACCACCAGCCGAGUGCUCAAGGUGUUGUCCGUGUGCCCCAGUAACAAACCGGCCAUCGUGGAGGCAGGAGGGAUGCAGGCCCUGGGGCAGCACCUGACCGGCUCCAGUCACAGACUUGUCCAGAACUGUCUGUGGACACUGCGCAACCUCUCCGACGCUGCCACUAAACAGGAAGGCCUGGAUGGUCUGCUGCAGAUCCUGGUCACUCAGCUGGGCUCCGAUGAUGUCAACAUGCUGACGUGUGCCACAGGAAUUCUGUCCAACCUGACCUGCAACAACGCACGCAACAAGACCCUGGUGACUCAGUUUGGGGGGGUGGAGGCUCUGAUCCACGCGGUGCUCCGAGCGGGGCAGAAGGAGGACGUGGCCGAGCCUGCAGUGUGCGCGCUCAGGCACCUCACGUCCCGACACCCCGAGGCGGAGCUGGCCCAGAAUGCUGUCAGGCUGCACUACGGCAUCCCCUGUGUGGUCAAACUACUGGGCCAGCCACACUACUGGCCCGUGGUCAAGGCAACUGUCGGCCUCAUACGAAACUUAGCACUGUGUCCAGCCAAUCAGGCCCCUCUCAGGGAGGCGGGAGCUAUCCCCCGAUUGGUCAAUCUGCUGCUAAAGGCACAUCAGGACAUUCAGCGGCACGACUCCUCUCAGCAAACCUACAAGGAUGGCGUGCGUAUGGAGGAGAUAGUGGAGGGCUGCACUGGGGCCCUGCACAUUCUGGCCCGAGAUCCCAUCAACCGAGGCGAGAUCUCCAGCAUGCAGACCAUCCCUCUGUUUGUGCAGCUGCUCUACUCGUACGUGGAGAAUGUGAAGCGUGUAUCUGCUGGUGUCCUGUGUGAACUGGCUCUGGACAAACAGUCUGCAGAGCUCAUCGACGCAGAGGGAGCCUCAGCACCACUCAUGGAGCUGCUGCAUUCCCCCAAUGAGGGCAUAGCCACCUACGCUGCUGCUGUGCUCUUCCGUAUCUCCGAGGACAAGAGUUCGGACUAUAGGAAGAGAGUGUCUGUGGAGCUCACCCACUCGCUGUUCAAGCAUGACCCAGUGGCUUGGGACAUGGCCCAUACUGUGGUCCCUUUGGAGCCCACAUACCUUGCUGAAGAGGUGGCUGUUCCGUACCCGACAUACGGCUACACAGACAUGCCUCUGGACCCUGACCUCCAAGAGCCAUACCUGCCUGACCUGACCUUUGACCCCUGCCAGGCCUACCCACAGCCACUUUAA